Messenger RNA from Rhodotorula graminis WP1, 1264 nucleotides. RefSeq lists its product as uncharacterized. Gene Ontology annotation, biological process: ubiquitin-dependent protein catabolic process. Gene Ontology annotation, molecular function: structural molecule activity. The record is from RefSeq and is a predicted model, not a curated record. The transcript is spliced from 7 exons. NCBI's taxonomy places the organism in Eukaryota, Fungi, Basidiomycota, Microbotryomycetes, Sporidiobolales, Sporidiobolaceae. Bases 26 to 1189 code for a protein of 387 amino acids. Gene Ontology annotation, cellular component: nucleus; proteasome regulatory particle, lid subcomplex; cytosol.
CUCUCCCCCGCCAGGUCUCUCCGCCAUGCAGGUCGACCGCCCCGAGCCUCAAGUGUACCUCGCCCAGGCGCUCUCGAGCCCGCAACUGCCUGAAGAGCUCAAGCCGUUCUACCAGGCGUUCGAGCGGUUCCACACCAACAAGCUGUGGUACCAGUUGACGCGCUCGAUCGAGGCGUUCUUCGCGGUCCCGGCGUCUGCGUCCUUCCGCAUCGACCUGUACGACAACUUCAUCAAGGACUUUGCCAACAAGCUCGACCAGCUCAAGCUCGCCUCGAUCGCCGUCUCGGUCGCACGAACAUACUCUGAUGGCAACCUCGCCGUGUCGUUCCUCGACACGCUCCUUCCCUCGCUCGACACGCCCGAGACGCGCGAGGCGUACGUUCUCGUGCGCAUGGAGCGCGGUCACUUCAAGCUCCUGUUGGGCGAGACCGUGGAUGCCAAGGAGGCCAUGGACGCGUGCGAGAAGCUGCUGGAUCAGCUCGACUCGGUCGACCUCGCCGUGCACGGCAGCUUCUACCGCGUCUCGGGCGACUAUUGGAAGGCAAAAGCCGAGUUCGCCGACUACUACAAGAACUCGCUCCUUUACCUCGCCUGCAUCGACGUCGAGAAGGACUUGACGGCUGAGGAGCGCGUCUCGCGCGCCAACGACCUCGGUAUCUCGGCCCUCCUCGGCACCAUCUACAACUUUGGCGAGCUCUUGAUGCACCCGAUCCUCGACUCGCUCGUCGGUACCGAGCGCGAGGUGAUCCGGAAUCUGCUGUUUGCGUUCAACUCGGGCGACAUCCCCAAGUUCCAGGCGCUCGUUCCCGAGAUGGCUGAGAAGGAGCCCUUCCUGCAGCAGCACUUUGCGUUCCUGCGCGAGAAGAUCUGCCUCCUCGCGUUGAUCGAGGCCGUCUUCAAGCGCCCUACUUCGGACCGGGUCCUGCCGUUCAGCAUCAUCUCGUCCGAGGCGCAGGUCCCGGUCGACGAGGUCGAGCACCUCGUCAUGAAGGCACUCGCGCUCAAGCUCAUCCGCGGCACGCUCGACCAGGUGUCGUCGUCGGCGACCAUCUCGUGGGUGCAGCCGCGCGUCCUCGACCGGCCGCAGAUUGACGCGCUCCGGGCCCGGCUCGACGAGUGGACCGACAAGGUGAGCGCGCAGGGCGAGUAUGCGCGUGCGCAGGCGCCCGAGCUGUUCGUGCAGGCGUGAGCGGGGCGCACGAGGGCGGGCGAACGAGUGCAAUUCGAGUCGUCGAGCUGUGCUUCGGCGUCGGCGAGAGUGGUC